AUGCUACCUAUAAUUCGGUCUCACAGCGGUACAGCAUCAAGACCCUCCCUCAACAGCUCAGUUCGGUCUCACAGCAGUACAGCAUCAAGACCCUCCCUCAACAGCUCAGUUCGGUCUCACAGCGGUACAGCAUCAAGACCCUCCCUCAACAGCUCAGUUCGGUCUCACAGCAGUACAGCAUCAAGACCCUCCCUCAACAGCUCAGUUCGGUCUCACAGCAGUACAGCAUCAAGACCCUCCCUCAACAGCUCAGUUCGGUCUCACAGCGGUACAGCAUCAACACCCUCCCUCAACAGCUCAGUUCGGUCUCACAGCGGUACAGCAUCAAGACCCUCCCUCAACAGCUCAGUUCGGUCUCACAGCGGUACAGCAUCAAGACCCUCAACAGUUAAUUUUUAA
Molecule: messenger RNA, 399 nt
Organism: Homarus americanus (American lobster)
Lineage: Eukaryota; Metazoa; Arthropoda; Malacostraca; Decapoda; Nephropidae
Product: putative protein TPRXL
Exons: 2
Coding region: 1-399 (132 amino acids)
Source: RefSeq, a predicted model, not a curated record